UAUCAAUGACGACUUUCCACGGCGUCGAGAAAUGUGAACGCAUUGUUGCUGCGCUUUACGAGACAAACAUGGCGUCGUCUCUGUGGAAGGGUCUGGUAGGAGUGGGUUUGUUCGCUUUGGCACACGCAGCUUUUUCGGCGGCGCAGCAUCGAUCUUACAUGCGACUCACAGAGAAGGAAAAUGAGACGCUACCAGUAGAUAUAGUCUUGCAGACUUUAUUAGCAUUUAUAGUGACCUGCUAUGGUAUAGUCCAUAUUGCUGGAGAGUUCAAAGACAUGGAUGCUUCGGCAGAACUGAAAAACAAGACGUUUGACACUCUGAGGAACCACCCUUCCUUCUAUCUGUUCAAUCACCGAGGCCGGGUGCUGUUCCGCUCCCCUGACCAGGCAGCCUCCUCCAUCCCCAGCCCACAGGCCCUGCAGGGUAACCCCCUGCGACUCCGCAAGUUGGAGCCUGUACAUCACUGAUGCUCACCUUCCUCUCUCUCUCUCUCUUCAUUUUUACUUUUUCCUCCCACAUAUAGUUAUGAAGAACUUCUCUUCAGUACAAAAAAAACAAGAGUUCUGUGACGCUUGCGAAAGACUGCAGGUCUUUCUUUACCCCACCAUUUGAUCCUUCCUGUCUGUACGAUGUAUUACUUUCAUAUCAUAUUCCAUCAUGUAACUUUGGACUGUGCCAUUCCCUGUGUCUCCAGGGGUCAUUCGCUUGUAAAUAAAUGCGGUUUCUCUGAAAUAAGGACCCCAGCUCCCCAUCCGUAUUUGUUUGAAGCAGUUGAUAUUUGUUUGCAGCCAUUUCUUGCACUGAUUAUCUGAUUUCAAUGCCUUGUCAUCAAAUCUAGAUUUAGUGCUGCUGUUGCUAACUUUUCUCCCUGCAUACUGUACAUAAAUCCAAUGUAAGAUUGCAGCUUAUGGAUUGUACACUGGCUUUGAUUUUCAGAGGUUGUAUUUAUAUAUUCAACUGGAGUUUGAUACAUGGUCGACUGAAGUUACAUAAUGCACUGUAAUAGGCUGAGACUAUAUGAAAUAGGUUUUUGAAACGUGAGCUUGUUAAAAUACAUUGUGAACACUGAACCAAGGGAGAACAUGGUACAUUAGGGCAGAUAAGUAUACUUUCAUUUUGUGUAAAAAAAUUAGAAUUAACUAAAUAAACUUUGAAUAUUGACUGUA
This is a messenger RNA of Scleropages formosus (Asian bonytongue), 1166 nucleotides long. RefSeq names its product membrane magnesium transporter 1 (gene mmgt1). The coding region runs from base 6 to 467 and encodes 153 amino acids. NCBI's taxonomy places the organism in Eukaryota, Metazoa, Chordata, Actinopteri, Osteoglossiformes, Osteoglossidae. Gene Ontology annotation, cellular component: EMC complex; early endosome; Golgi apparatus. The record is from RefSeq and is a predicted model, not a curated record. The transcript has 4 exons.